Messenger RNA from Anolis sagrei ordinatus, 1813 nucleotides. RefSeq names its product nyctalopin-like. Lineage: Eukaryota; Metazoa; Chordata; Lepidosauria; Squamata; Anolidae. Gene Ontology annotation, molecular function: protein binding. Gene Ontology annotation, cellular component: extracellular matrix. The record is from RefSeq and is a predicted model, not a curated record.
GUUGACUUAAGCUCCCUCAGUUUCAUUGCACUCACCAGGCGCCUUGCCCUUUGCUGGUCUUCCUUUCUUGCUGGGGGCCAUCGUCCAUGCUCUUUGACCUAUGCCAAGGCUAUGCAUGUCUCCUUCUUCCUGCUCUUCCUCCUGGUCCUCUUCUCUCUCUUGACCAGUCCUUUGGGGUCCAGCCGGGGCUCAAGCCACCUGCCGUGCCCUCCCUCCUGCAAAUGCUCCCCUGACGCCAUCAUUUCCUGCGACCGAGCUGGCCUCCGGCGCCUCCCCAAGGAUAUUGCGGCCUCUACCAUUUCACUCAACCUUUCCAACAACUUCCUUCGCCUCCUGACUGCCGACGCCUUCAGCAACCUGACCUACCUCAACAGCCUUUGGUUGAGCCGCAACAACUUGACCUUCUUGUAUCCCGGAGCAUUCAAAUCUCUCUGCAACCUGAGGGUGCUCCACCUGAGCCAGAACCCAAGGCUGACCUACCUCCAUGCCAACACCUUUGAAGGCCUCAAGAACCUCAUCAGCUUGGACCUGUCCCACUGCAACCUCUUUGAGAUCCAUCCUUUCGUCUUCUCCCACCUGCCUUCCUUGGAAGCCCUCGACUUAACCUCCAACAACAUGCGCUACAUCCCGGAGGCUUUCCGGAAACUGGUGCACCUGACAAAGCUCUCCCUGGAGAGGAACAACAUCGAAGCCAUCGGGAGGGACUCCCUCAAAGACAUGGUGGCCCUGAAGGACUUGAACCUGCGCAAGAACCGCAUCUGGACCAUCCAGAAGGAUGCAUUCCUCCGACUGGACAGGUUGGGUGUGUUGAAUUUAGGACACAACCGCCUCUCCGAUUUGCCUAAGCAGCUCUUUGCCGGAUUAACGCGGCUCAAGACCAUGCACCUCGAGGCCAACCAUCUCACCGGGAUCAGUUGCCCCUUUGGCAGCCUGCGCAACCUGCGGAAGCUGUACCUCAACAACAACCGCAUCGCCUCCAUUGCCAGCUCGGCCUUCUCCGCCUUGAAGGAGCUGGACUUCCUCCACUUAAACCGCAACAACCUGAGCCACCUCUCCAGCCACCUCUUUGUGGACUUGCCCAAGCUGAGGCGCAUCUCUUUGUCUCACAACCCUUGGGAGUGUGACUGCUCCAUGUUGUGGCUGGCCACCUGGAUCCUCACCUACCAAGGGCUCAUCGAGGGGCUCCACUGUGCCAACGAGACCUCUCUGCUCAGCUUCCUUGACCGGGAAGCUUUCUUGAACUGCCCACCACCUCCAAAGUUCACGCGAGAAGAUGGUUGCGAUGGGGGACACCAGAACGGUGUGUCCCAUCUCCCUACCCUUUCUCAGAAACUGAUAUAUGCCCUGCUUACCUGGUGGAGCUCAGUUGCUUUCUCCUUCCUGCCAUUCAACUGAGGCUGCAAUCUUACCUUAUUGUGAACCCUUUGAUUUUGGGGAAAAUGCACCAGACGAAAAAGAGGUGGGUUUCUUCUCUGUUGGCAACAUACUCUGCUUGCUCCAACAAGGCUCUGUCAUGCUCAAUUAACCAGAAGUGCCAUUCAUGCUGCAGGCAGGCUAAUGGGAGGCAAAUUUCACUAUUGUUAGACUGGGAUGGAGAUGGACAGAAGAGCUUAAGAGGGAAGUUCAGGAGGUCAGAGCUUGAUGGAGGUUUUGGUAACUCUCCCAUGCUGUUGCUUUUUACUAUGAGCCUUUCAGAAUUAUGCACAGUAAGGUUUAGUUCCAGGGCCCCAAAUACAUGGAUCAUUAAGUCUCAAUAUUCCUGAUGGUGUAGUAAAUUGGUAUAUUUCAAUGAAAUGGAAAAUUCAAGCUUUGC